This is a messenger RNA of Pelobates fuscus (common spadefoot toad), 8611 nucleotides long. It is a transcript of the gene TRIM62, whose product is annotated as tripartite motif containing 62. Lineage: Eukaryota; Metazoa; Chordata; Amphibia; Anura; Pelobatidae. Gene Ontology annotation, molecular function: protein binding; ubiquitin protein ligase activity; zinc ion binding. The transcript is spliced from 5 exons. Gene Ontology annotation, cellular component: cytoplasm. The coding region runs from base 773 to 2200 and encodes 475 amino acids. The record is from RefSeq and is a predicted model, not a curated record. Gene Ontology annotation, biological process: innate immune response; protein ubiquitination; positive regulation of canonical NF-kappaB signal transduction.
UCCAGGCAGCUGCAUUAGGGGAGGGAAGGGGGACUGUGCCCACACAGGCGCUACACUGCUAGAGCUGUAUCUGUGAUCGCCCACCUGAGCUCUCCAGCACCCACUUCCAAUGUCACAGCUUGGUGUCCUUCCCCUUUAAGGAUAAGAAGGUCACGUGACACAGAGAAGGUGACAGAUUAGGUGCUAUUUAGCCGGUCCACUGCUGUAUCCCACCUCUCUAAUAAAAAGUCUGAAGAUCCAGUUUUAUGUAAAGCUACAAACACGUUGGGUCUCAGCAAUAUUUUUUUAUUCAGAUGAUUUUUCGUUUCUGUAGGUGGCGUUUGGGUUUCUAGGGACCGGCUAGAGGCAUUAGCCUGGUCUUGCAUCCCUCCAAUAAAGAUUAAACAAACUAUCCAGAGGUCCUCAUCUCUUGGCGUGCUUUCGUUACUUGGAGUACAUCCGUGCGCUGCCAAGGCUCUCGGAGGGGAACAUGCACGAGCCGUUUUACCAGAAGACAGCUGGGCAUUGUACGUCAGAGAGGAUCUAGGAGAAUCACUCUGUAUAUGUCAUCGCUGUCACCUCGCUCCUCCAUCUGCAACCUAGCAACCGCAGGAACACGCUCCUCUCACCAGCACCUCUAUUAUUCCAUCGUUUGUGACGACGUUCGGAUGCUCUGAGUUACCCGGUGGCUGGUAAUAUCCAAAGCUAUCAUGCAGAGCCCGUAGUGACAUGAGUAGGCUUGCAGGCAUCUUCCUGUUGAGUAGAUCCAUGCGGCUGAGUGCCUCUGGCUAAAAUGGCCUGCUGCCUGAAGGAUGAGCUCCUGUGCUCCAUCUGUCUGAGCAUCUACCAAGACCCCGUCAGUUUUGGCUGCGAGCACUACUUCUGCCGCAAGUGUAUCACCGAGCACUGGAGCAGGCAGAAGUAUGGGGGCCCCUUGGACUGUCCGGAGUGCCGGAGAACCUUUUUGGAACCCACUUUGUCGCCCAGUCUCAAGCUGUCCAACAUUGUGGAGAGAUACUCUGCCUUCCCAUUAGAUGCCAUCCUCAGCGCCCAGAGGACCUCCUUCCCUUGCAAGGACCAUGACAAGGUCAAGCUGUUCUGCCUGACCGACCGUGCAGUGGUCUGCUUCUUCUGUGACGAGCCUUCUCUUCACGAACAGCACCAGGUCACAAAUGUGGACGAGGCCUUCGAAGAGCUGCAGCGGGAAUUAAAGGAACAGCUACAGGCGUUGCAGGAGAGCGAACGCGGACACACCGAAGCCCUUCAGCUCCUGAAACGCCAACUGGCUGAAACCAAAUCGUCAGCAAAAAGCCUUCGUGCCACCAUUGGGGAAGCCUUCGAACGGCUCCACCGGCUGCUGAGGGAGAGGCAGAAAGCCAUGUUGGAGGAGCUAGAGUCUGACACGGCGCGGACGCUGACGGACAUCGAGCAGAAGGUUCAGCAGUACAGUCAGCAGCUGCGCAAGGUGCAGGAGGGCGUACAGAUCCUACAGGAACGGCUGGCGGAGGCAGACAAGCACACAUUCCUGAGCGGAGUCUCUUCUCUAUCAGAGAGGUUAAAAGGGAAAAUCCAUGAAACGAACCUGACGUAUGAGGAUUUCCCGACUUCGAAAUACACGGGUCCCCUGCAGUAUACCAUCUGGAGAUCUCUGUUCCAAGACAUUCACCCAGUGCCAGCAGCCUUGACCCUCGAUCCAGUGACUGCUCAUCAGCGACUGAUCCUAUCUGACGACUGCACCAUUGUGGCGUAUGGCAACUUGCACCCGCAGCCGCUACAAGACUCGCCAAAGCGAUUUGAUGUGGAAGUGUCGGUGUUGGGUACGCAGGUCUUUGAUGGAGGGGUCCAUUACUGGGAGGUGGUGGUAUCGGAUAAAACACAGUGGAUGAUAGGACUAGCUCAUGAAGCGGUCAGCCGCAAAGGAAGUAUCCAGAUUCAGCCUGGCCGUGGCUUUUACUGCAUAGUUAUGCAUGAUGGAAACCGGUACAGCGCCUGUACGGAGCCAUGGACACGGCUGAAUGUCAAAAGCAAACUUGAGAAAGUAGGUGUCUAUCUGGACUAUGACAAAGGUCUUCUCAUCUUCUAUAAUGCAGAAGACAUGUCAUGGCUUUACACAUUUCGCGAAAAGUUCCCGGGGAAACUCUGCUCGUAUUUCAGUCCCGGGCAGAGUCAUGCCAACGGUAAGAAUGUCCAACCACUACGUAUCAACACCGUACGAAUAUAGAAGCGUUGGUUUGUUCAUCUGUCCUACACAUUCCAAGUGUUACAUCUGCUCAGAUCCACCACCUCAGGUGGCUUGAAGGCAAAAACAUGACAAACUCUCUUUAUAAUGGCUGCGGGAAACUUCAAAUAGCUUGAGAUAAAGAGGUUUAUCAUGAAAUGAAUGUUCAACCCAUAGUAAGAGAGGAUACUGGGUAUAUAGAAUAACCUCAGGAACAAUACCCAGUUUAUUCUCUUAUUGCAAGAGAGCCACUCAGAGACAUCUCACCAGUGAGAAGUUUCUGCCUUCACCGAAUAAAGAGCAUUAGCAUCUUGUCACCCAGAAAAAGAAAAUAUUUAACAAUUAUGGCCAAUGCUUAAUAAACGUAGAAGCCUCCAGUGACCAAUGUUCUUUUUCUUUCUCCCCUUAUGAUUCCAAUCUCUCUUUGUCAUGCCAGUUGGUGGCUCUGAAGAGACUCAUUAAUGUUAUUGACACUUUUUCAGUGAACGGCCAGCGUGUGACAUUAAUGGCUAUUGGAGAGGGUGGCUUUUUUUACAGAGACAUUAACACGAGUUUGUUUUAACCCUCUAGCUACAGGAAAACAGGAAAAACAAUAUCCUACUCACAGAAUGUUUGGAACAUUUCAGUUCUUACAGGAACAUUAAUAACAAUGAAGCCUCCUAUAUCAGUGAUUAUUAGGGGUUUAGUGUGGUUAUAGCACCUUACAAAUCACUGUUUUCUUCUCAAGGCACAAUGACUUCAGAUUGUAUUGCUGUGUCUGUAGGAGUGUGAUUAAGAAAAGGGCUCUAUAUCCGUUUAUCUGUGUUGCUGGAGACCCACGUCUAUUUACACCAUACAAACCUCAUAAAAGGUUCUAAACCUGCACGUCUACAGACAAACUCUAAAAAAAGUACAAAACUUCUAGAUCCACAAACCUACCAUAGAAAUGUUUCUAAUCAAGACCUUCAGACUUCCUGUAUUAGUGAGUCUAAACCUGUAACCUAUCUUAGAAAUGGCUGUUAAGUGUGACGCCAGGGGUGAUUAACAUCACUGGCUCUGCCCAAAGUGGCCGGGUCCGCCCAUAGAAUUGACAGGUCAGUCUGGCGUUCAUGCACACCAGGCUCCCUGCCAAUCUAGUAGGCUGGCCCACCAAGGGCAUGCCAUGCAGGGAGCACAAUUUUAGUUCUCCCUGCAGGUUCUAACGCCCUAAAUAUAGCACAAGCACGUCGUAUGAUGUGCUUGCGCUAUGCUUAUUGGGGACGGAUCCAUGGUGUCCCCAAAAGCAAGACAUCAGGGAACAAAGUAAGGACAUAGGGACAGGACCCGAAAAUCUGGACUGUCCCACUGAAAACCGUGAUAGUUGGGAGGCCAGCUUUACACCUAUAGAUAUACCAUACAUAAACUUAUAGACUUACAGACAUAUCAUAUAUAAGGUUCUAGCCUUACAGACCUACCAUAGAAACAGUUCUAAACUCAGCCUACAGAAAUGGUUUUAGACCUCUCUGUUCUUCAAUAUUGUUUGCUGCGGUCUAGAUACAUUUUAUUAUUAUGAUUUAUAUAGCACCAACCUAUUUUGCAGUGCUAUACAAUUAUGGAAUGGGGAUAUUUGACAAGUAAUUGACAUGCAAAUAUAUUAAAGGGACACUAUAGUCACCACAACAACUACAGCUUAAUGUAGUUGUUCUGGUGAGUAUAAUCACUGCCUUCAGGCAUUUUCAUGCAAACACUGCCUUUAAAAAAAAAAAAAAAAAGCAGUGCUUACAUGCUCCCUAGCGACACCUCCAAGUGGCCACUCCUCAGAUGGCUACUGGAGGUGCUUCCUGGGACAGUGGUGCACAGUGGGUAGCACUACCAUUCAGUGUCUCCACGCUCUGCAUGGGGACGUUGAAUUUUCCUCAUAGAGAUGCAUUGAUUCAAUGCAUCUUAAUGAGGAGAUGCGGAUUGGACAAAACUGUUUGGCCCCGCCCCAAUCCCGCCUCCUUGCUGAUUUCACCCAAUCCAUAUGGGAAAUUCUGAUAUCACCAAGGAGGCAGAUCGGCGGCGGGGCCAGCAUCGGUAGACCCAUGUGUCUUUGGAAAGAAGGUGAGUUUUAACAUUUUCUAGGGGGGGGCAAGCCACCUAAAUGGAGGAUUAAACACUAUUUAAACAUGUAUUCCUGACCCAAUUGUGUUCCUUUAAGAGACAAGAGGUGAAGUAGGCCCUUCUCACACAAGCUCACAGUCUAUGAGGAAGGGGUAAAGACACAAAAGACGAAUACCAGCAUGUCAGAGGGGGUAGAGGUUUAUGGAUAAGAUGCCCAUGUUAAAAUAAGCCAGUAAACGUUGUGUGUGGAAGAACUAAACAGUGGAAGGAGAGAGAAUGAGCCGUGCUAUGGAGGAGACGGGACUGAGAAGGACAAUUGUAAUGAGAAAAGCAUCACCAGUAGAAGUGUGUUUUCUGUGUCUUCUUAAAGGACUGGAGGAUGAGAGAGAGUCUGAUGGCACGGGCUAAUGAAUUCUAGUAGAAUGGGUCAGCCCUUGAUAAAUCCUGCAGAUGAGAAUUGGCAGUGCGGGAAUGAGCAGAUGUCAAGGAAGUCGUUCGCAGAGUGAAGGGAACAAGAAGGCGUAUAUCUGUGACUAGAAAGGAAAUGUAGUGAGGAGUGGAGUUAGUGAGGACUUUGUAGGUUAGUGUUAGCAGUUUGCAUGGGAUUCUCAAGGGUACAGGAAGCCAAUGUAAUGAUUGGGGAAGGGGUGGGGUGAGGGAGUGGCGGCUGCAUUCAAUACAAACUGAGGUGGGGCAAUGCGGGCAUUGGCUGACGAGUAGUGAGUUGCAGGAGUCAAGUUGGGAAAUGAUGAGUUCAUAAACAGGUGCCUUAGUUGUGUCUUGAGUUGGAAAAGGUUAAAUGCAGCCAAUAUUGUUAAGAUUGAACAGGAUUUGGAGACCGACUAGACGUGAGGAGAAAAGGUAGGAGCCGAGUCGGAAGUAAUUCCAAGGCAGCGAGCUUGAGGAGAUGAUGUGUGAGUGAUAGGUGUCCCAUUGGUGUGACAGAUACUAUGGCUAAAAUGUUCCUCUCUAACCUCAGCAUACAACAAACAUUUCGGUAAAAAAAUAGAAAAAACAGAUAAACUAGCUACUGGCAGAAAGAUACAUGGGUGGGGGUGAUAACUAGAUUGAGUAUUAGAGGUGGAUCUUGCAGUGGUUAUGGUAAAGCAGUCUCUGAAAAUGCUGUGUAAUGCUCCAGGUGACGGUCCUUCUCUGGAGACAUUAUAAGAGUGUGCUGAUAACUAAACAGUUUCUAAAUCUCACAGCCCUGGAAAUGCAUUCCUCGUACAGUCCCUUCCUACAGUGCAACUCGUCAAUUGAAUUCAUUCUCUCCCUAUAGUCAUUUCAGCCUCAAAUCUCAGAACUAAAGAGCUUUGGUUCUGGUUAAUAAUGGUGUGGGAGACUCUUGCCCACUCAAAUAUAAAACCAGAACAUGCCGUGCCCCAGUUUAGAAUAUCGCUAGUAUAGAGACAAGCAGGCUACGGAUAAAAUGUGACAUUUAGACACAUCUCUCCAAAUACCAUAGCAGCAGGAAGUUCGAGAUUGAUCUCCAUGUAAAAGGAUUGCCUAUAUUGCUUCAUUACAAUUUCAAUUAAGAUAUCCAUUAUAUACCGCAGCGGGUAUAGUUAGCUGGACUUCUGCCUUUUUAUGUUUAAAAAAAAUAUAAAUAUAUAAUAAAUAUGCAUUACAUGCAUAUACUGCAUUCAAAUUGCAAAUUAUUUUAUUGGAGUUCUAAUGAAAUAAACAGAUUUCAGUCCUUGUAUGGCUGCCAAUUAGUCCACAGGGUUAAUUAGUGCUAACAAAUCAAACCUAAUGACUGGUAAAAUAAAUACAUUGAAACCAACAGAGCCAGUUUGCUAUUCAUCCACUAAGCCCAGAAUCUGACAGAAACAGUGAAGCCAAAUUUUUGGUAAUUUUUUUAAAUAAACGAUUGUUACGUUUUGGGAAGACUGAACAUGUCAGAAUACAACAGUGUGGUGCAUUGUACAAAAUCCCAACGCUUCCACAUGUCUCCGGGCACUUCGCCUGCCAGGCAUCAGAUUGUAGUAAGUGCCUAGUGGGCAAAGUCUGGAUUCAAGCAUUGAUGCCGAGGGCAUCAGCCAACUUGGGGCCCAGGGAGUCCACAAAGGAGAGAGAAAUUGUUGGGGAGCGCGUUCUAUCCAAUUUAUCUCCCCGAGAAAGGAAGUGCACAGUCCUCCCACUGCCAAUACAGCUGCAAUCGCCAAUAAAACAAAAUGCUAUUUCUAUCACUCUUAUCCAGCAACUGGUAUCAAUAUUGAAAUGAUUUCCAUAUCAUUUUACUAAAUAUAUAUAUAGCCCUGUAACUAAGUGGAGCAGUUUAUAUGUUUUGCUGACUUUGUGUUCUGUAUUUGAUAUGUUUAGGAGAGUGACAGGUACUGUGUUUUACGUACGGGUGGGAGAUUGGCGCAGUGUACGAUGAGUGAUGUAUGUGACAGUACUGCAUUGAAGAUCAGAGAUAUAAAUAUAUAUAUAUAUAUAAAUAUAACAUGGGCGCCAAUGAGGGCUUGGCGUGAUGGGUGCAUAGUGACUGUUGAUGUCAAUAAAUGGGAUGACCCCAUGUGCUUGACUACCUGGGACAGGAAAAAUCAUUUUGCAUACUGGGGCUUGCUGUCGUCACGCUGCCAUCUAUUUCCACUUUAACCAUAAAAACUAUAACUCCCAGCAGCCCUAAAUGCGUUACAGUCACAUAACAUAACUUAAGGCUGCAAUGCAUACUGGGGCAUGUAACCCUUCCGGUGUUGGGAUCGGUGGCACGUGGGUUAGGUAGUACAGGACUCAGAUAAAUGGGUAUUGUAACAGCAGAGAGGAAAGUGGAUCAUAAGUGGAUCUAUAGAUGGAAGAUUUAAAAAUCAAAUACAAUUUAAAUAUUUAAAUUCUGGCUCUGUAAUAAUUACUACAGAGGUAGUGAUUAUAAACAAAGUGUGAAUAAAAAAGCCCGUUAAAUUGCCAGGAAGAGGGGUUUUGUGUUUUAUGUAGAUGUGAGUAUUAAAUGGAUAUUGUGUGGUUUAUUGAUGUUGUAUGGGUGGUAUAUGGUUACUGUCUGGUAUAUUAGAUAUAUGUGGGUUAAAUAUGGGUGCCAUGUGAUUAAUAGAUGCAGCAAAUAUGGCUUAGUGGCAUAUAUUAAGAGAUUUAAGGAUCAGAAGGUUUGCAGGUCCAACUGUACAAAACAAAUUAGCUCCCCGAUAACAGAAAGAAAUGUAAUGAGUGAGAAGUGCCACAAUGUGUAUGAACAAUUUGUGCUGUUUGCGGAUAUGUGCCAUGGGGUAUGUAAUGCGAGUACCUGAAAGACCUAGUUCGUUCUUAAAUGGGCACUCCAGACCAAUAAAAGCACGUUAUCUUGCUAAAAUGCCUUAUGUAUGAAGAGUGUGUCCCCUUUUUAAUUUUACAAAAAGUGCAAGUUUCUGUGGAAAUUGACACUUUUAUAAAUACAUUUUGUUACACCCCCCUGGCUGUCAAUCAGACAACCAAUACUGUUACUUCCUGGUUGUUUAGCUCAGUGGAACUCAUUUAUUUUUUGGCAGUGGAUUGUCCAUUUAAAAUGACAUGCAUCACUUAGAGACAACAGUAUCAUUCAAAGCUUUAGUUUUUGAGGCGUGCCCAAUAAUGGUAUCUGCCCAAGUUUAUAAACAUCUAUGACAUGCUUCUCAAAGUUUUUCUUUCUUCAUUUUGGUUUGUAUAUUUGUUUAAAAGUAUUUGCUUGCUGGUUUAAAAUAAUAUAAAUUGUCACUUGAUGCAUUCCCCUUUAAGGAAUCUGUCUUUUAAAAUUUUGAACCAGCUCUUGAAUUUAGGCCAACGUCAUCAAGCCCUGAAUGAAACAGAUCUGGUUAUAUGUUGGCCCUUUAAAAAGGUUACCCUCCCCUGUUUCUCAAAGUGGUUCUGAAAACGUCUGAGUGAAGGCAAGAUUUAAAAAGAAAAAAAAAAAAAAGAAAAGCAGCGAUAAAAACUAUUUGCUGCAAACCGAUGUAUCAUCCAAACUGAAAAUGACAUAAUGUAUAAAAAGGAUUUAGGACAAAAUCUCUUUACCUCACUUAUGUAACCAGUGACAGGUUGGUUUUUGUGUUUUUUUGUUAAGGAGCAGAUUCUUCCUUUUUUGGGGGGGGUCCAUAAACCGUGGCUUUGCCGACAUCUUCAAUGUAGGUGAGCUUUAUUACACACCUUCACAGUCCGUGCAGACACUCAGUAACCCGCAAACAAAGCUUCGCUCAAGUCAAUGCUUGGUGUGAUCUGCUGCAAUUUAUUACAAGGGCUCGCUGUGUGAUGCACUUGGUAUGGGUGCCUUGUGAGAGCAAACAUUGUGAUCGGCCACAGAAUUGUUAUCGUUCAUGUGACAGCUCGCUGUGUUCUGUUUGUUCCUUCAAAUCCCUGCAAUAAAAUGGAUGCAAUAGUUUGAAA